Hydractinia symbiolongicarpus is the source of this 842-nucleotide messenger RNA. RefSeq lists its product as uncharacterized. The record is from RefSeq and is a predicted model, not a curated record. The transcript has 3 exons. The coding region runs from base 225 to 602 and encodes 125 amino acids. NCBI's taxonomy places the organism in Eukaryota, Metazoa, Cnidaria, Hydrozoa, Anthoathecata, Hydractiniidae.
CGUGUAGAAAGUAAAAAGGUCAGACAGAGCAAUUGACCUUCGUAUUCUCAUCCAUGAAAAACAUACAAAAAAGGAAAUUUAAAAAGUAACAAAGUUAAUAAAUGGAUCAUGAGUCAUCAGGUCACUUAUGAGUUGUUGUUUCGCUUCCGUAAUAAUGACAUAUUUAAAACAACUCUCUUCGGACAAAAUUAAUUUACGAAGGAAUUAGAAUUUGAAUUGUCAUUAUGAAACCAUUUUUAUUUGUGAGUGUCUUUCUGGCUGUUAUCUACAAUGGAAAUUGUCUGAAAUGCAAUAUAUUCAGCACCGUACAAGGCGCACACCUUGUCUCUAAAGACACCUGCAUGGGUGCUGAUGAUGCUUGCGUAACAAUUGAAUACAGUCUCCUAGGUAGACGUGUACAGGAAGGGCAAUGUACAAGAUCAAAUGGGAGAUGUGCACAGUCAUGUUCAACUGGAUUUCAUGAUGAUUGCAAGGUGAAAAAAUGCUGUCAAACAGAUCUUUGUAAUGGCCUUCCUGCUACCAGUUCAUCUGGAAUUCUAUUCAGCUCUACUGUCUUAGUUUUUGGAACGUUGCUUCCUGCAGUUGUCGCAUACACUUUGUAAUGUGAUAAAAGAUAAUUUAUCAAAAUCACGUGCCAAUUCAUUGUUUUUCUAGUUGAGUUUUUUUAGUUAGAUACGCAAUUUCCGUGAAUGUCGCAUCUUUUAAUAGCUUACAUCAAUGAUUUUUUGGUAUAGUUGUAUUAACCGACUUUCGUAGUUUUAUUUGUAUUAUGUUAUGUCGGCUGCGGUUAUUGUACUAGACUAGAAAAUGGCAUCCUACUAAUAGGACCUACAUAAAUGAUA